Messenger RNA from Anas platyrhynchos (mallard), 1018 nucleotides. It is a transcript of the gene PRADC1, whose product is annotated as protease associated domain containing 1. Lineage: Eukaryota; Metazoa; Chordata; Aves; Anseriformes; Anatidae. The record is from RefSeq and is a predicted model, not a curated record.
AUUGACAGCGGCGCCGCCCAAUGGGAAGGCGAGGCGGGGGCGGCGCGGCCAAUGGGAGCGGCGCGGGGGCGAAGGGGGCGGGGCCGGGCGCAGCCAUGCUCCGCCGCUCGCUGUGGCUCUGCCUCUGCCUCUGCUCCUGCCCGGCCCGCGGCCUGCGCAUCCACGAGUACCUGUACUUCCAAGUGCUGAGCCCUGGAGACAUCCGCUACAUCUUCACGGCCACGCCGGCCAAGGAUUUCGGCGGGGUGUUUAACACAAGGUACGACCAGAUCCACCUGGUCCCAGCGGAUCCCCCCGAAGCCUGCGGAGAGCUGAACAAUGGAGUCUUCAUCCAGGACCAGAUCGCUUUGGUGGAGCGGGGGGGCUGCUCGUUCCUCUCGAAGACGCGCGUGAUCCAGGAGCACGGAGGGCGGGCGGUGAUCAUCGCGGACAACGCCUACGAUAACGACAGCUUCUACAUCGAGAUGAUCCAGGACAGCACCAGGAGGACGGCCGACAUCCCCGCGCUUUUCCUCCUGGGCAGGGACGGGUACAUGAUCAGGCGCUCGCUGGAGCAGCACGGGCUCCCCUGGGCCGUCAUCUCCAUCCCCGUCAACGUCACCAGCAUCCCGACCUACGAGAUGAUGCAGCCCCCCUGGACCUUCUGGUAGCAGCGGGAGGCCGCAGCGGAUCAAGGACUUGUUUUUUUUUGGGGGGGAAUCCCUGGAUUUCACCCCCUCCGUGGACCUGUUCUCCAAAAUCCCAGCCCCACGGGGAAGAUCUUCGUGCUGGUGUGGAGCUGGGCCCAAGGUGGGGCCUCGAGCAACCGAACAACCUUUGUAGGGACUUUUUGGGAGGGAGGGGACGGCCCGGCGCCUCCCCAGGAAGGUUUUAAGGCUGCCAACGGGAGUUUGUGGUGCUGAUUCGGGGGGAUGCAGCAUUACAGCCUGAAGGGGAGGGGAGGGAGGUGGAUACGGGCUCGCCCGGCCCCUGUGUAUUUUUGUCUGAGCUAAUGAAGUCUGGACAAGUUUUAGAGAAA